CCAAAAAUCCAAGAUGGCGACGGCUGGCGCGGAGGCUCCGGCUUCUGCGGUGGUUAGCCCUGUGGAGGCGACACCGAGCGUUGCUGGGGCCUGGCCGGAUUUCGCAGUGGUGUGCUCUUUUCUGGAACGUUACGGAGCCUUGCUUGACUUGCCCGAACUCACCUUCCCCGAGCUGGAGGUGGCGCUGGAAGAGACCGGCGCAGUUCCAAAGCCAUUAAUGGAGCUUCACUUGAAACUGAUGCGGAAAAUCGGGAAGUCUGUCACAGUGGAGAGAUGGGAAAAAUACAUGAUAAAGAUUUGUCAAGAUUACAACAGCACUUGGGCCUGGGAAAUGGAAGAGAAAGGAUACCAGGAAAUGAGUGUGGAAUGCAAAGUGGGAUUGUUGAAGCACCUUUGUGAGUGCCAGUUUGAUGACAAUCUGAAGUUUAAGAACAUCAUUAAUGAGGAAGAUGGGGAUGCUAUGCGACUCCAGCCCAUUGGGCGGGAUAAGGAUGGCUUGAUGUACUGGUUUCAGCUUGACCAAGAGCACAACAUCCGAAUGUAUAUAGAGGAGCAAGAUGACCAAGAUGGAUCAACGUGGAAAUGCAUUGUCAAGUUUGAUGAAUUUGAUGAAGCAAUUGACGAAGCAAUAGAAGAUGACAUUCGAGAUGGUGAUGGUGGAGGUGGUGGAGGGCGAGGCAAGGAUAUGUCCAAUAUCACAGGUCACCGUGGGAAGGAUAUUUCCACCAUCCUGGAAGGAGAAAAGAUAGAGACUAAAAGACCACAAAGGACGGUUUCAAGGCGAAAAAAACGCAGGCGGCUGAAUGACUUAGACAGUGAUAGCAAGGAGGAAGAAGAAAGUGAGGAUGACGAGUUCAAAAUCAGUGAGGGGUCCCAAGAUGAAUUUGUGGUAUCGAAUGAAGACGUGGAGGAGAGUGAGGAAGACCAGCAGUCAAAUGAUAGCGACUUUGGAGUUCGUAGGCCGCGGCGCCAUUACAGGCGACCAGUAAGAAAAAGCAGGAGACUGAAGCGAAGGAAGAGAAAGUAUUCAGAUGAUGAUGAAGAGGAGGAUUCUGAAGAAGAGGAACAAGAGGAAUCUGAAACUGAUGCUUCCAGUGAUUAUAGUGAUGACUACCUGGAUAUGAGGAGGAGGAGAUCGAGGAGAAAUCAGAAACGUCAGGUCAACUACAAAGAAGACUCUGAAAGUGAUGGCUCCCAGAAAGGAGCUCGAUAUGGAAGAGGCAAAGAAAUGAGACGAAUACUUAAACGAAGAUUCUCCAGUUCUGAAAGUAACGAGAGCGGUACUGAGAAAAGGCGGCCAGGUAGAGGGAGGCCGCCACUGCUACGGAAGCGCAUUCGAAGCUCAAAUGAUGAAUGCUCAGAAGAUGAAAAGCCUGUCCGAAAAAGGCUUAAUCGGAUUGAGACAGACGAAGAUGAAGAAGAUGAUACCAAGGUUUGUGAGGUGGAGAAACCUCCUACAGUAGACAAACCUUCUGCUACUAUCAACCUCCAAGAAAGCACUAAGAAACCUUGCUAUCGGAUAGAGAGUGAUGAUGAUGACUUUGAUAAUGUAGGGAAGGAUGAAAGCCCGUUGGACUAUAGUUUGGUAGAUUUACCAUCUACCAAUGGACAGAGCCCGGGAAAAACUAUUGAGAACUUGAUUGGAAAACCAAGUGACAAGAGUCAGACCUCAAAGGACACUUCAGCCAAUAUCAGUCAGGCUUCCAAUGGGACAGGUAGCAAUCCGGAAGCUGUAGUGCCAGAGGAAGAUGAGGAUGAAUUAUUGCGAGUAACUGACCUUGUGGAUUAUGUUUGUAACAGUGAACAGUUAUAAAAUUCCUCUUCCAUUUGUGCUAAUUUAUUCCACAGUAGCUCAUACCAGCGGGCCAGUUAUCAAUGCAGUUUUAUUCCUCCUAUAAAUUCUUUCCACUACAAGUUUUACCUUUUAUAGAAGCGAACAUUUGACCAGUCCUGCAGUCUUUCUGUGAAGUGACCAGUUUUUGAACUUUCAAAAAUAAUUAUGUAAAUUCUUUUUUUAUGUGUUUUUUUUAAUUCAUUGUUUUUUUCUCAUUGCAUUUGAGGUCAUGGGCUAUUUUCACUGAUGGAAACCAUCCAAGAACAUGGGGGAGGGAGGGUCCUCAGUAAUUUGUGAAUAAGGGUGGGGCAAAAUGCAUUCCAGAUGUCCUCAAAAAUAGAUAUUUUUCUUUGGAGACAAGGAGCAGAAUCCAUAAUAAGAAAUGAAUGGGAAAUGGGUUAAGCACUUGUUGCUUUUAGCUUUUUCAUAUGAGAUAUAUAUUCUAUUUAAAUACUCCAUACUUAGGUUACAGUAACCAAGCAGUUACAAAUAAAAAUGACCAACUGCUUAUUUGUUGUUUUGUGAGUUACAGAUACGAUAGUGGUCACCCAAGUGUGUCUCUUUACAAUUUGGUUAGGAUUCAUGGUAACAUCAAAAUGAAUUAGACCACAUCUGUUUCAGAAGGCUCUUUAACACAUUUUUGCGUAAUCUGCCAUUAUAUUUUUUAAUCCUAUGUAGAAGAUUAGAAUAUAUUUGUGACCUAAGGUACUUUACUUGGCAGGUUUCUUCUUUUACUGUUCUAGUGACACAAAACAUACAAUAAAUCUAAAACUCUGUGACAUCCAAAACAUUUUUUGAUGUCGCUUUUAGUUUUAUGAAGAUUACUUGUGGUGAAAUUUUUACUGCCAUUUUUUGGUAAAGUGGUAAUUGAUUAUAUUUUAACCCUUUCAUUGACUGAAGAGCCAUUAUGGAAUAAUUGUCCCCUUGAGAACUUAAGGAGUUAAAGGAUAAACCCCCAGUAAUGUUUACUUCAAAUUGAAGAUUUUUUUUCUCAAUGGUGUCAUUGGUUUCCAUAUAUUUAAAUGCUGUUUACAGCAUUAAAUGUAUUUACAGCAUUGUUCAGAAAUUUAACUGUUUGAAUCAAAAUAUAAAAGCUAAUUGAGAACUAAUAUUUCAUAAUGACAAACUCUUUAAACAUUCAAAUUAUGAUCUUAAAAUUACAAUGAUAAAAUGUUUAUGAAAAUAGGCACUUUUUAAAAACCAGACUUGUUUCAAACUGAUUGAUACAUUGAUAAUCUGUAAUUGUGCACUUUUGCUGCUCCUGUUAAUUGUUUAGCAUGGUCCCUUUUAAAAUUGUGCCUGGUUUAUACUUUUUUUGUACCAUCCUUUAAAGAAAGUGAAAUGUGAACAGUAUUUUUGCUUGGACAUAAUCAAUCACCAGUCUGCAGUAUUUCACCAUCUUUUGACACACGAGGAUCCCUCCAUUGUGUGGUAUUUGGACAAGUGUAAAAUAAGAAUCAUGGACUGUACUCAGUGAACAACUGAGUAUCCAUUACAUAAAUAUGCAUAAAAAAACAAACUUAUGUUAAGAUCAGCAAAA
Bombina bombina (fire-bellied toad) is the source of this 3374-nucleotide messenger RNA. RefSeq names its product remodeling and spacing factor 1 (gene RSF1). Lineage: Eukaryota; Metazoa; Chordata; Amphibia; Anura; Bombinatoridae. The record is from RefSeq and is a predicted model, not a curated record. Gene Ontology annotation, biological process: regulation of DNA-templated transcription. Gene Ontology annotation, cellular component: RSF complex. Bases 14 to 1813 code for a protein of 599 amino acids. The transcript has 9 exons.